AUGGCUCAGGCGAACGUGACCCAGGAGAAGCGGAUCCUGUCCAUCCAGUCGCACGUCGUCUGCGGCUACGUUGGUAACAAGAGUGCAUCCUUCCCGCUCCAGCUCCUGGGCUGGGAGGUCGAUGCGGCUCUGACAGUCUCGUUCAGCAACCACACGGGUUACGGACGAUGGGGCGGAUCCAAGUUUGACGCCGCGCAUCUCGAGGACGUUUUCAGCGCUCUCGACGCAAAUGGCUUGCUUCGACAGUCGCACGUCUUGACCGGCUACGUCCCAGGCGCCGACGCGCUCAAGGUCGUCGUUCGCGCCGUCGACCGGCUACGGGCCAUCAACCCCUCGCUCGUCUACAUCCUCGACCCCGUCAUGGGCGACGAUGGCCGCAUCUACGUCUCCGAGUCGGUCAUCCCGAUAUACAAGGCGCUCCUCCCUCGGGCGACGUGCGCGACGCCGAACUACUUCGAAGCGGAACUCUUGACCGACAUCAAGAUCCUCGACGCGACGUCCCUCCAGCUGGCUCUGCGGACGUUCCACGAGCGGUACCGGACACCCAACAUCGUCGUCUCGGCCGUCUCGCUCCCGUUGUCCGAGCUCGUCAAGCUCGGAUUCGUCGACGCACCCGCCUUGAGCACCUCGUCCUCGACUUCACGCAUGCUCGUAUGCGCUGGCUCGACGCUCCUUUCGGCGCCUGGUGAACCCCUCAAGACGACGUCUUUCGGCAUCGCCUUUCCCGAACUUGCCGAGCAUUACGAAGGCGUUGGCGACGUCUUCUCCGCCCUCGUCGCCGGUCGAUUCCCUUCCGCCUCCGACCCAGCCUUUUCCGAUCACCCGAUCUCGCCCCUCGCACGAACAGUCGAGUUGGCCAUCGCCUCGCUCCAGGGCAUUCUCGCCAAGACGCGGCAGCACGCCCUCUCGCUCGCGAAAGGUCGCGCGGACCUCAUCGUCCCCCGAGAAGGCGAGAGCGCCGAGGAGCGGGUCCGGAGACUACGCACGGUCGAGUUGCGCCUCGUCCAGAGCCAGCAUGAGAUCCUCAACCCCGACGUCAAGUACCGCGCCGUGCGCUUCUCGGGCAUUUAG
Molecule: messenger RNA, 1071 nt
Organism: Rhodotorula toruloides NP11
Lineage: Eukaryota; Fungi; Basidiomycota; Microbotryomycetes; Sporidiobolales; Sporidiobolaceae
Product: pyridoxine kinase
Exons: 4
Coding region: 1-1071 (356 amino acids)
Biological process (GO): pyridoxal 5'-phosphate salvage
Cellular component (GO): cytosol
Molecular function (GO): pyridoxal kinase activity
Source: RefSeq, a predicted model, not a curated record